CCGACGUUCGCUAUGAUUUCGGCUCUGCUUCUAGUGCCUGCCUUUCUUCUAGCGGCUUUGAGCGCUUCUGCUCAGCCGCUCGUUGACUUCCAGGUUGCCCAGCCUCCGCCAUUGCCUCAAGAUGCGAAGCAGUGUACCAUACAAAUUCUUGAGCGCACUUUCGGCAACUCGUUCGGCGAUCCCGAGAUCGUGCAAUUUACACCUCCCACGGACUGCGGCUCCGUCGGCUCUUGGGCAGGAAUUAGCUUGAACUUCACGGUCACAUCCAAUGGUACCCAAUUUGAUAGGCUGGGUAUCUUCACCUUCCAAAACGUGGAAAUCUGGAGGACAUCCACUCCUGAACCCAACAUAGGCGAUGGGAUUAUUUGGACGUAUCUGAAAGAUGUAACGCGGUAUUUGCCACUGUUCGCAAAGCCCGGCACCCUCAUCCUGGAGCUUGAUAACCUGCUAGAGACUGGUUUGGAUGGGCAAUACGCGACCACUCUUCACGCAACUUUCUUCGCCUCCUCUGCCCAGAAUCCGCCUGCGCCUCGCGCAGACUUGAUCGUCCCGAUAACUACCCUUGCCAACAACACUGGUAAUGACGCUUCUGUGCCUCCUAUCUUCUCCCUCAAUAUUACGCUACCUCAAAACACGGUUGAAGUCUAUGCUGAGCUGCAGGCCUCUGGAAACGGUGAUGAAGAAUUCUGGUACUUUAACACGGCAAACGAGUUCAUCAAUGACCUGCCGAGUGGAGAGAGUCUUCCGAAUGGCCCGUUUAGGGAAGUGAGGCUACUCGUUGACGGACAGGUCGCUGGAACAGCCUUCCCAUACCCUGUCAUAUUCACAGGAGGAAUUGCGCCCCCAGCUUGGCAGCCGAUCACGUCAUAUGGAGCCCUCGACUUGCCGAACUACUACCUCGAUGUGACCCCCUUCGUCCCACUGCUGGUCGAUGGCAAUCCUCAUAACUUCAGUCUUGACGUCGUCUCUGCGGAAACUGAUCAUACAAUCAAUCAGAACUGGUUCGUUUCCGGCCUUCUGCAGGUUAUUACAGACCCGUCCGGCAAGCCCACAACCGGAAAGAUCAACGUAUACCAAGCGUCUCCCUUUGCUGAGACAUCGACCACCGGCAGCGUGGGUAGCAACGGGGAUGUGAAUGUCACAGUGAAGGCGACACGCAAUAUUCAUGUCGAGUCGACUAUCAUAAGCGGCAGUGGGACGACCACGAAUGUUGUAUUUACGCAAUCGUCGAGCUAUUCAAACACUCAGAACUUUUUGAACAACACUUUCAUUCAGAAUGUCCAACAAACCGCGACUGGCUCAGUUCUAUCCACUCAUAACGGAGUGGCUAGCACAGUCGACAAUUACUCAUUCCCGCUGACCAUCGACAUUACGCUGCAACCUCCGACCGGAGAUAGCUUCUUUGCCACCUUUGAUCAUUCCUACACGCGCACAAUUCUCCCGAGUCCCUUCAUCCUUGGAUCGACGAUCCAGGAACAUCAGCUCGCCAAUGCGUUCUUUGCAGAGACAGCUCAAGGCAACUUUGGCAACGGUACCAGCAACAAUACGCUCUCCUACGUGGACCUGCAAGGACACACCUACGACAGAGAGGUCGAUGCCAUUAACGACGUCAUUGUCUCUGAUCACCAAGGCGGAAAUUUGGCACCUGUUCCUACUCCCGAGUCUGUUCCUGUCGCGAAUCCCACCAAGCUCAACUUCGCAAAGCCGAGGCUGCCUGGACGUCGUACUGUUGGCAAUGGCCAAUGAGAUUAGUUAGUCAGCUGUGUUACGUGUACCCAGUGAUAAGCGCACAUACGCCACAAACCACUUCAUUGCCAUUUUCAGCGAUAUCU
Messenger RNA from Phanerochaete carnosa HHB-10118-sp, 1832 nucleotides. RefSeq lists its product as uncharacterized. The record is from RefSeq and is a predicted model, not a curated record. NCBI's taxonomy places the organism in Eukaryota, Fungi, Basidiomycota, Agaricomycetes, Polyporales, Phanerochaetaceae. Bases 13 to 1746 code for a protein of 577 amino acids. The transcript has 14 exons.